This is a messenger RNA of Colletotrichum truncatum, 1806 nucleotides long. RefSeq names its product major facilitator superfamily transporter. Gene Ontology annotation, biological process: transmembrane transport. The record is from RefSeq and is a predicted model, not a curated record. Gene Ontology annotation, molecular function: transmembrane transporter activity. Gene Ontology annotation, cellular component: fungal-type vacuole membrane. NCBI's taxonomy places the organism in Eukaryota, Fungi, Ascomycota, Sordariomycetes, Glomerellales, Glomerellaceae.
AUGUCGCUCGCUCAGCAUGUCACCCAGGCCGAAGGCUUCGAUUACGAGCGUCCUGCAGAGCAGACCGAACAGCCUGAUAACGGCGAGGCACUGUUUGGUACCUUGCAGCCUUUAUCGACCGAAAGCUUCAAUAACCAUAAUGAUCCUCAGUGGAGGCGAUUGAGCUUCGCACCCAUUGAGCCAGAUCACGUCGAAAAGCCCAUCGCGGCUUACAAGGUCUCCAAUGCGAAGAGAUGGGUACAAGUAGCAACCGGUAUUGUGGCAUGCUGGCUGGCUUCGGGCAUUGUCUUUGGUUUUGCUGCUCUCAAGCCCGUGCUUGUUGACGAAGGCGUCUAUGGUGACCUGUGCGAUGCUAAUGAUCCCACCACGAUUGACAAUGGCGACUACAUCCCUUGCGUUGAACAGGAUCUGCGUCUGAACCUUUUCUUUGUUGUCGCAUCUGUCACUGCCAAUGUGUCUUCGUUGACGGCCGGUUCGGUUCUCGAUCGUUAUGGCAGACGGACUUGCUGGAUCCUAUCGUCCAUUGGUAUCACGAUCGGCUGCAUUUUGAUGGCCACAUCUCGUAACUUCCACGCCUUUGACGGUUACCUCCUCGGCAACAUCUUUUUAGCACUCGGUGGCACUUUCGUAUUCGUUUCCAGCUUCCAGCUCGCCAAUGCGUUCCCGAAGUAUAGCGGACUGAUUAUUGCCCUCGUUACUGGCGCUUUCGACGCUUCCGCUGCUGUUUUCCUCAUUUAUCAGACGGUGUACGAUGCAACGGAUGGCCGACUUUCACUGGACAAGUUCUUUUAUGCCUAUAUCGCCAUUCCAGCGCUCAUUCUGAUUGCCGAAUUCGCUUACAUGCCAGUCCGGUCGUACCACACCAUUCCGCAGCUGGAGGAAAAGAUUGAGGAAGCCCAAGACGAGAGUCGUGAUGCGCACACAUCUGAUGAUGAGAUCUCCGACGAUAGAACUCUGAGAAAGGUUCGCAGCGCCCGAGCCGAUCGUCGGUUAUCCAAAUUGGACCAGAUUGAGGAAGUUGCCGGUGAUGCUCAGCAGCGCGAGGAGCGCGUGAAACUCAACGAGGAGCGACAAGAAACGAGUGGCGUGUGGGGUGUUCUCCAUGGCGUUCCAGCCCAUCAACAGAUCCAGAGUCCUUGGUUCAUUCUCAUCCUGCUUCUGACUAUUGUGCAGAUGCUGAGAAUGAACUACUUCAUCGCGACUAUUAGAGCCCAGUAUCGUUUCAUGCUGGGAUCUGAAGCUGCUGCCGACGCCAUCAACCACUUUUUCGAUAUCGCUUUGCCCAUUGGAGGACUGGCAUCGACUCCUUUUAUCGGAUUUCUUCUGAAUAACCUCAGCGUGCCUACCACCUUUGGCGUUUUGAGUGUCCUCAUAGUGGCUAUUGGAGUCCUCAACUGCCUGCCCUUCGUUUGGGCAGGUUACGCAACAGUUGUAUUCUUUGUUAUUUUCCGCCCGCUUUACUACUCAGCCAUCUCGGAUUAUGCUACAAAGGUAUUCGGGUUUGCCACUUUUGGUCGCAUAUACGGAACCAUAGUGUGUGUCUCGGGGUUGAUCAACUUUUCCCAGUCCGGCCUUGACGCUCUGACACACGGUCCUCUGCAUGGGGACCCGACACCCGUAAACAUUACUCUCGGAGCUGCAGGCGCCAUAAUCGGAUUGGCAUUAACCGUCUUUGUGGCUGUCAAGGGCCGCACAUUUGUUGAAGAGGAAAAACCUGUUUUGGAUGCGAUAGAGGAGAGACAAAGACUCUUAUCUUCUGCAGGGCAGGAGUACGGAACUCAAGAACCACGAGUUUCACAAGAAUAA